Messenger RNA from Dendroctonus ponderosae (mountain pine beetle), 1163 nucleotides. It is a transcript of the gene Spf30, whose product is annotated as survival of motor neuron-related-splicing factor 30. Gene Ontology annotation, molecular function: RNA binding. Gene Ontology annotation, biological process: mRNA processing; regulation of alternative mRNA splicing, via spliceosome. Gene Ontology annotation, cellular component: nucleus; cytoplasm; precatalytic spliceosome. The record is from RefSeq and is a predicted model, not a curated record. Bases 223 to 963 code for a protein of 246 amino acids. The transcript has a single exon. NCBI's taxonomy places the organism in Eukaryota, Metazoa, Arthropoda, Insecta, Coleoptera, Curculionidae.
GAAUGAAAGAUGUCAAGUCAGUAUUGACAAUUCCAGUCAGUUUUUCACUAACACAAUUUGUUCUAUGCUCACAAUUUUUACAUGCAUUUGUUGACGAUUUCUGAAUUCGAACAUUUUCACCCAAAAUUAUUGCAACAUAAUUAAUCAAAUUCCAAAACUACACUAGCCAGUGGUCCAAGGUAAUUAAUUGUCUAAUCUCUAUUUAACCUUGUGCUCAACAAAAUGAGUGACGAAUUGCAGAACUACCAGCUUCAGCUGCAGCAAGUCGAAGCUGCGUUGUUAACCGAUGCAAAUAACGAAGAAUUGAAGAAGCUGAAAAUCGAUUUAGAAGAGGUAAUAGAUUUGACUCUAGAUUUGAAGAAUAAAGCAGAAGAGGCCGCAAAUUUACCUGAGUACACCGAGCCUGUAGGAAUAGUCGACGAAGAAGAUGAAAUUACAAAGUCAUUGCUUGCUGUUGAAGAGUUUGUGGCUAGGAAUAAAACAAAGAAGAUAUGGAGAGUCAAUGAUACGUGUAUGGCCAAAUGGAACGAGAAUGGUCAAUAUUAUGAAGCGAAAAUUGAUGCCAUCCAUUCCAACGGGCAAGUGAAUGUAACCUUUGAGGCCUACAAAAACAGAGGUGUAACAACAUUGGCGGAACUGAAAGAGUUUACAGGACAGAAACGUACUCUAUCGGAAGCAGAGAAACUGAAAAAAGGCAAAGUAAAUAAAGAAUACCUGAAAAAGAAGAAACUGAAAAAGCAGCAGAGAUUCAAGGAGCUGGAAGAAGAAAGAGAACAAGAAAAGAAGAAAUGGCUGAAUUUUGCUAAUAAGGCCAUAAAAACCAAGAAAACUGGAUUGACAAACAAAAGCAUUUUUGCUUCACCAGAGAGUGUGACUGGCAGAGUUGGUAUAGGCACGUGUGGUAUAAGUGGAAAACCUAUGACUGAAUUUACUACAGCGGAAAAGUGGAGAAAGGGUGUGUGAAGCCAUUCAGGACUAAAAAAUCAAUGUAAUGUAGAAGUAUGUAUACGCAACUAUUUCACUGGUAACGGAACAUCUUGAUGCAUCAGUCUGGUUUAAAUGCAUGUACAUACUAUAAAAAAAUGUAAAAAUAAUGAUAAUACUUUAGACCAUAAUCAGUUUGUAGUUUAAUUUUGCAAAUAAAUUGUUCAUUCAAUACUAAA